Molecule: messenger RNA, 1339 nt
Organism: Nematolebias whitei (Rio pearlfish)
Lineage: Eukaryota; Metazoa; Chordata; Actinopteri; Cyprinodontiformes; Rivulidae
Product: paired box protein Pax-6-like
Exons: 11
Coding region: 47-1339 (430 amino acids)
Biological process (GO): regulation of transcription by RNA polymerase II; anatomical structure development
Molecular function (GO): DNA-binding transcription factor activity, RNA polymerase II-specific; RNA polymerase II cis-regulatory region sequence-specific DNA binding
Source: RefSeq, a predicted model, not a curated record
GUUGAUCAACUGGGCGCAGCGAGAGUUUCGUGCACUUUUCCUCAGCAUGCCUCAGAAAGAUUACAGGAGUCAGAGCAGCUGGGAGACGGGCGUGGCCUCCAUCACACAGAACAAUCAUAGUGGAGUAAACCAGCUUGGAGGUGUGUUUGUGAACGGGAGGCCCUUACCUGAUUCUACCAGGCAGAAGAUCGUGGAGCUCGCCCACAGUGGAGCUCGGCCCUGUGACAUCUCCAGAAUCCUGCAGGUUUCAAAUGGCUGUGUGAGUAAGAUCUUGGGUCGAUAUUAUGAGACGGGUUCAAUCCGCCCUCGAGCCAUAGGAGGAAGUAAACCCAGGGUGGCGACUCCAGAUGUGGUGGGGAAGAUUGCUCAGUACAAGAGAGAGUGCCCGUCCAUUUUUGCCUGGGAGAUCAGGGAUCGGCUACUGGCAGAGGGAGUCUGCACCAACGACAACAUCCCCAGUGUGUCUUCAAUAAACAGAGUACUCAGAAAUUUGGCCACUGACAAGCAGCAGAUAGGAUCUGAAGAAAUGUUUGACAAACUCAAGCUGCUCAAUGUGCAAACCACAUGGGGAGGACGAUCGGGGUGGUAUACCAGGACUACGAUCUCCAGCAGUGAUUGUCCUCAGACAGGUGGAGGCGAGACCAACAUAUCACUCAGUUCCAAUGGUGAAGACUCAGAAGAGACUCAGAUGAGGCUACAGCUCAAAAGGAAACUGCAGAGAAACAGAACAUCCUUUACACAGGACCAAAUAGAGGCACUUGAGAAAGAAUUUGAAAGGACUCACUAUCCAGAUGUUUUUGCUCGUGAACGUCUUGCAAACAAAAUAGACCUUCCUGAAGCAAGAAUACAGGUUUGGUUUUCAAACAGACGAGCGAAGUGGAGAAGAGAAGAGAAGUUAAGGAAUCAGCGUCGACAGUUGUCCAACUCCUCCAGUCAUAUUCCCAUCUGCAGCAGCUUUAGCACCCCUGCUUGCCAAUCUCUCCCGCAGCUGACUACACCAGUGUCCUUUCCUUCAGGAUCCAUUCUGACAAGGUCCGAUCAAGUUCUGUCCAACAGCUAUGGCCUACCGGCAGUGCCCAGCUUCAGCAUGGCUCCCAGCCUUCCCAUGCAGGCAUCAAACCAGACUUCCUAUUCCUGUAUGUUGCCUAACAGCCCCAGUGUAAAUGGUCGGAGUUAUGACACAUACAAUCCUCCACAUAUGCAGCCAAACUUCAGCAGCCAGCCAGUGCCGUCCUCCGCAACAUCGUCAACAGGUCUCAUUUCGCCCGGUGUCUCAGUUCCAGUCCAAGUUCCAGGAAGUGAAUCAGAAAUGUCACAGUAUUGGCCACGCCUCCAGUGA